AAGCCAAUCAUUUCUUCCGGCUAAACCCAGAAAAGCAAUUACCCACAAACCAAUGCCACACAUUUGAACCCACACAAAUGGCCAACACCCAACUCUCCCACCACGUUUUCCGCCCAAUCCCCUCCGUGCGUCUCAGCGGCCACCGACUGAGUCCUACCAAACCCACCAGACUUCCCCAACAAAAUUUCAAAAACAAAAGCUUAGCUCUUAAAGCUCGCCAAAACUCCAAGUGGGCCAUUGCGCUAAGCCUUGUGGACCAAAGCCCGCCAAAAUCAACGGCCAACGUGGAACGGCUUGUGGGUUUUUUGUACGAUGAUCUGCCGCACCUCUUCGACGAUCAGGGGAUUGAUCGGACGGCGUACGAUGAGCGUGUGAAAUUCAGGGACCCAAUCACCAAGCAUGACACCGUAAGUGGGUACCUGUUUAACAUAACUCUCUUGAAGGUGCUCUUCAGGCCUGAGUUCCAGUUGCACAGAGUCAAACAGACAGGACCUUAUGAAAUUACUACAAGGUGGACUAUGAUCAUGAGGUUUAUCAUUCUGCCAUGGAAACCAGAACUGGUCUUUACAGGAACCUCUGUCAUGGGGAUCAACCCAGAGACUGGAAAGUUUUGCAGUCAUUUGGACUUUUGGGAUUCCAUAGAGAACAAUGAAUAUUUUUCUCUAGAAGGUCUGGGGGAUGUGCUAAAGCAGCUGCGGAUAUACAAGACUCCAGACUUGGAAACUCCUAAGUACCAGAUAUUGAAAAGAACAGCUAACUACGAGGUGAGGAAGUAUUCACCGUUUUUAGUGGUAGAAGCAAAGGGAGACAAAUUAGCUGGGUCGACUGGCUUUAAUGAUGUUACUGGGUACAUUUUUGGAAAGAAUUCCAAGUCAGAGAAGAUACCAAUGACUACUCCUGUCUUCACACAGGCAUAUGAUGCUGAACUGUCCAAAGUAUCCAUCCAAAUAGUUCUUCCUUUAGAGAAAGAUAUAAGCAGUUUGCCAGAUCCUAAUCAAGAAACAAUUAGCUUGAGAAAGGUGGAAGGAGGCAUUGCUGCAGUUUUGAAGUUCUCUGGAAGAGUUACUGAAGAUACUGUCCAAGAGAAAGAGAAAGCACUUCGCUCUUCUCUUAUAAAUGAUGGCCUCAAUCCUAAGACGGGUUGUUUGCUCGCACGAUAUAAUGAUCCAGGCCGAACAUGGAGCUUUAUAAUGAGAAAUGAAGUGCUACUAUGGCUUGAGGAGUUCACAUUGGAUUAGUCCAUCCAAGUACAGAGUUGACAAUCCUUGCCUUUGACAAGCACUUUCCUUGAUUAAUUGUAAUGAAAGAAACAAUAUAGGCUUAGCUCAACAUAAUGGCUACCAGAUGUUGAUCACCUGGGAUGCAGAGUUGUAAAGAAAUGUAAUUACUUCUUGUUUCUCCUUCUAAGACAACACACAGGUUUUUCCUGCUUAUUUACAAAAUUUUGUCAGAA
Corylus avellana is the source of this 1453-nucleotide messenger RNA. RefSeq names its product SOUL heme-binding family protein (gene HBP5). The record is from RefSeq and is a predicted model, not a curated record. NCBI's taxonomy places the organism in Eukaryota, Viridiplantae, Streptophyta, Magnoliopsida, Fagales, Betulaceae.